This is a messenger RNA of Panicum virgatum (switchgrass), 1358 nucleotides long. RefSeq lists its product as uncharacterized. NCBI's taxonomy places the organism in Eukaryota, Viridiplantae, Streptophyta, Magnoliopsida, Poales, Poaceae. The record is from RefSeq and is a predicted model, not a curated record. The transcript is spliced from 2 exons. Bases 127 to 1101 code for a protein of 324 amino acids.
UCUAAUCUAAGGCAGCCAACGCCGCCGCAACCUCGCCUUCCACAUCUAGAAGAAGACCUGACAGACGGACGAUGGUUUGGAGGGCGACGGAGGUGAGAGAAAGCUAGCGGAGGUGAGAGGAGGGCGAUGGAGAACGGGGGUGAGAGGAGGCGGGGGUUCGCCUCGGAUUUGGUCAUGUGUUCUACGUGCUCCGGUUUUGUGAUAAGGAAGAGGCCUACAGCCAUUCCCGAUCCUGACGAGGAGGUCGUGGAGGUGGUGACGGAAGCCGAGAAGAUGCGGGACUUGAUGAAGGCGGUCCUCCUGCACGGGCCCUUGCAGGAGAAGGAGCCGGCUGAGGCGUCGAAGAAGCAGUGGCAGGUUCUUCGGAGGAGGAGGAUGAUUAUGAUGGAGACCAAGAGGUGCCCGGCUUGCUCCCGUUCGCUGUUAGAGAUGUGCCCGACUUGCUCUCGUAAGCUGUCAGAGAAGCUCGGGCCCGAUGAGGAGGACAAGGCGGCUGGAUUGAACGAGAAGAAGAAGAGCUCGAGGGAGGAGGGCAGCGAGUUGAUGGCUGUCCUUCCGUCGCAGGGCGGGAAGGAAUGCAAGAAGAUUGCGAUGGAGGACGAGGCGAUGGUGGUGAACGCCAGAGCGGUGAAGAAGACGAAGCGAUCGAGGGAGGAAGGCAAGAGAUCUAGCAGCGGAUUGAAGAAGAAGAAGGCGAAGAGCGAGGAUAAGAAGGGCAAUAGAUCUAGCAGCCGAUUGAAGAAGAAGAAGGCUAAGAGCGAGGAUAAGGAGGUCAGCGGAUCAAAGAUUAAGGCUAUGAGAUCGAGCGAGAUGGAGGGCAGCGGAUCGAAGGAGGCGGAGAUGGAGGGUAGCGGCGGAAAUUGGAAGACUAAGAUGGUGACUAUGAGGUUGGACAAGAGGUCCAUUGAUAGUAUUGUGAAGCGCCCCCCUGUCAAGCCUUUCACCUUCCCUACCCCCAUUCCCAACCUCCGAGGUAUCUUUGCUAGGGAAAUCAGCAACUAUGAGGUUGAGUGUGAGUUCCAUGAGUACUUGCGCCGCCAGUCCAUCAUCAGCGGGUAUGCUGAUUACCAGCUAGAAGUCACCGAUGAUGAAGCCGAAUGACCACAAGUUGGUGUAGCACUAUUGUCAUGUGUGGUUGGUGUGGUAACGAGUUAAGGCUGCCUAGCAUAAUAAUAAUUUUAGUAUAAGUGAUGAACCUUUUGGUUUGUUUCAGAAAUAUUCAGCUUUGUUAGAUUGUACUAGUAUUUAAGUUGUAAAAAGUGCUAUCUUUUGUGUGUUCACCCUUGUGUCAUUGUCAUAUGAGUAGCUUGCUACUGAUGUUCUUCUCACACUUAAAUACUUAUAAAGUUGAUGUGUCA